Molecule: messenger RNA, 2192 nt
Organism: Merops nubicus (carmine bee-eater)
Lineage: Eukaryota; Metazoa; Chordata; Aves; Coraciiformes; Meropidae
Gene: DACH2
Product: dachshund family transcription factor 2
Exons: 11
Source: RefSeq, a predicted model, not a curated record
CUCCCGCCCAGGCAGACCCCCCAAGCGCUCCCUGGGAGUUGCCAUACAAGAGAACGCACGUCUGCUGCCCCAUGGAGUUCCAGGCCUCUUAUCACCAGGACUUAUCUCUCCGACAGGUCUGACAGCAGCUGCCAUGGCAGAAGCUAUGAAGUUACAGAAAAUGAAGCUUAUGGCAAUGAACAGCCUUCAUGGAAGUGGAAGUCAAAAUGGAACAGAAUCAGAAAACGAGGAGCUCAAUUCUAAUGCAGGGGGGAGUGAGUCCUCCUGGGAUAAAGACAAGCUGCAGUCUCCCAUUACGACGGGAUCCCAGCACAGCAUCGGGCACCCCACGCUGUCGGGGCAGUCGAGCCUCGGUGGUGCACACCCCCUCAGCCCUCUGCAGCAGAACCACCUGCUCACCAACAGGCUAGAGCUGCCGUUCAUGAUGAUGCCCCACCCUCUGCUUCCCGUCAGCCUACCUCCCGCCUCGGUGGCCAUGGCCAUGAACCAGAUGAACCACCUCAACACCAUAGCUAACAUGGCUGCAGCAGCCCAAAUGCACAGUCCUCUUUCCAGGGCAGGGGCCUCUGUUAUAAAGGAAAGGAUUCAAGACAGCCCUUCCCCAGCUCCAUCUCUAGAAGACAGUCAGCGGCCUGGGAGCCACGCGUCCUCCCAUCAGAGCAGCAGCGUGUCCAGCUCCCCAUCCCAGCUGGACAACACACCAGACAGAAUUGCUAUGCUGACCAACAGCAGGGAAGGAGAACUCGUCGAUCAAGAAACUGGGACCAGCCUAAAAAAAAUACAAAAGGAGAAAGAAGAGGUCCAAAUUGCCAUUCCAAUAAUGAAACCAACCUUAGAUAAAGUCCAACUGGCUGGACAGGCCUUGCCUCCUGGAUUUCCGGCGCCUUUUCUUUUUGCUGAUGGUCUUUCAUCAGUAGAAACACUAUUAACCAACAUUCAGGGCCUACUGAAAGUGGCUGUGGACAAUGCGAGAGUCCAGGAGAAACAGAUACAGCAGGAAAAGAAGGAGUUAAAGAUGGAGCUGUGUAGAGAGAGAGAACUAAGAGAGAGCUUGGAAAGGCAACUCACAGCUGAGCUGCAAAGCAGAGCAACAAUUCAGAAACGCUUGAAGAAAGAGAAAAAGGCAAAGAGAAAAUUGCAGGAAGCUUUGGAAUUUGAGUCGAAGAGAAGAGAACAAGUGGAACAGGCGCUUAAACAGGCCACAUCAGGUGACGGUCUCAGGAUGUUAAAUGAUGCUGGAAUCCCAGAUAUGGAAAUAGAACACAACGGGACCCAACAUGACAGUGCAGCAAUGCAAGAAAACAGAACAUACAUCAAACCUACUAUUAUGUACUGAAGGAAACACCUAUUGUUGAAAAAUGUAUAAUGACCACUAUUUGAAGACUAUAUAGUUCAUGAAAAAACGUCCCUUCCAACCUUUGAUGCCUUCAGUACUGUGUGAAGAACAGGAUUUGUAGCAUGAAACUUGAAGGACAAUUUCAAGCAAUUUACUGUUGCUGCAUCAAAAACUGCCGUAUUAAGAAAUAUUGAGACUUUUUACAAGCUUCCCAUACCAAACCAAGCCUGUUGCAACAGAUCAUUUUUAGGUCCCCGGAGAUAGAAAGGAGUUUUAGUAUUUUUAAGCACAUACAGGAAUUAUUCCCCCCUUCCCACCCCUCCCCAAAAAAGGAACUUCUUUUUUGUUUGUUUUUUUUUUCCUAAGGAGGUAGCUAUUACUGUAUAGCAAUGGCACAAUGAUUUUAAGCCACAAAGGUCCUCACUGGCUGUACAUCAUACAAGUCCAGUUUAUCACUGAAACUGUUCAACAUGGAGCUGUUUCGAUUGUGUUUAUAAAUUAAGCUUUGUUUACUGAAGCAGAUACUCGAUAUAUAUUACGUUUUAAAAAGAAAUGUGUGUACAUUUUUUAAAAGAAUGAUGUAAAAAAUUGUCCUUUCAUUAGAUGACCAAUUCAAAAGUGUGAGCUAAACCCUAACAGCUGACGUCCUACGAGGAUUAUAAUUGAUGCUUUUUUUUAUGCUCAGUUCAGCUUGGCUUUUGGUCUUUUAAGAUGAAAAAAUGAAUAUGCAGUAGAGUGUUAGAUAAUGGAAACUUUUAAGUAUGGUUUCUCUGUUGUACCAUAUUAAGUUAAAGUACACCUUCUUUGUUAAAAAUGUUCUUGCUAAAAAUACAGUAUUAAAAAUUUUUUUGUUUGA